This is a messenger RNA of Myzus persicae (green peach aphid), 1638 nucleotides long. Its product is annotated as rhythmically expressed gene 2 protein-like. The transcript has 4 exons. Bases 683 to 1453 code for a protein of 256 amino acids. The record is from RefSeq and is a predicted model, not a curated record. NCBI's taxonomy places the organism in Eukaryota, Metazoa, Arthropoda, Insecta, Hemiptera, Aphididae.
CACUUUCAGACCACUUAAAAGUCAAGAUAUUAAAGGCUAUUAAUUAAAUAAUAUGUUACUACUGCUCAAAUCUGUGUAUUCAAAUAAACAAGUAAAUAAAUAAUGCACUAAUGCAGUAUUAAUUAAUAAUUAUACGACAACAACUGUGAUUGUUAUUCAAUAUUGAAUAUUUAUAGAUAAGUAAUUAUAGGUACAUACUAAUUUUUAGUUGGUACUUGGUACAUGCUCAUUAUUGUUUAUAUUUUUAAUAACACCAGAUAAAAAUAUUAAAUUAGAUAUAGUCAUAUAGAAGAAAAAAUAAUACUUGAGCUUAUGACGAAAUUACUAACUCAAUUACAACAUACAAGAUUAUUAUAAGAUAAUAAGCCAUUUGAAACAAAAUCGGAAUGUUAUUAAAGUUUUCAAAAUAAAAACUAUAAUACCGCUCAAUACUAUCUGCUACAGACAAAUUGAAUGAUUUUCUUGCUCAAAGACAGUAAAUUUUCUAUUUCAUGUCAAGCACUCAUCAUCCCAUUUGGCAUCCGACAAGAAAAAUUUUUGCGGGAUUCACCUCACUUGCAAUUGAUUUAGGCUCUACUGAUGACUAGGUACAGAUUUAUAAUGAGGUCUGAUUUUUUGACUGAUACGUUUUGCUGAAAUCACGGGAAAAAAGACCACAGAAAAAAAAUAAUUAUUAACUAAAAUGAAUCGUCGAGCUUUCAAGUUGAUAACAUUUGAUAUAACUGGUACUUUAUUUAAAUAUCGAAGUUCUCCUGCUAUAGAAUACUCUAAUGUACUAAAUAAAUAUGGCUUAGAAGUAAAAAUAUCAACUCUUGAGCAUUUGAUUAAUAAAAAUUGGACAUUCAUGACAAAAGCACAUCCAAAUUUUGGCCUUUAUACUGGCCUUGAAUGGGAAAACUAUUGGAGAAUUUAUGCACAAAAUGUUUUUAGCAAAGCAUUUCAGAUAGAAAAUAUCACUGACAAUGUACCUCUGACAGAUAUAAUUGACGAUUUGAUGAUGACGUACAGUACUGGAGAAACAUUUAAAGUACAAAAUGGAGCUAUUGAGCUGUUGGAGUAUUUAAAAAAAGAACAAAUACCAUUGGGAGUCUUGUCUAAUUAUGACCCAAGAAUUAAAUCUAUGAUAACAAAUCUUGGUCUCUCUCAUUAUUUUAAAUUUAUUUUGUCAUCAUACGAAGUGAGGUCUGAGAAGCCUGAUAUUAAAAUAUUCAGAAAAGCUGAAUCAUACAUUGAACAAGGUUUAAAUCGUGAGUUAUUUUUGCAUGUUGGUGACUCUUAUUUGUUGGAUUUUAAAGGUGCGAAAAAUGCAGGGUGGUCUGCAUGUUUAGUUCAUACAAAUAAAAAUAUAAUUGAACAGUAUCCAUGUGUGAGCGGUUGUAUAUUUGAUGAUUUUGCAGCUUUAAAAAGGUUUUUAAAGACAUGCAGUGCAAAACAAAUGUUCUCUGAACAAUAAAAUUGACAUUUUGAACAUUUGUAUUCUUUCAACCAUGAUUGAACUUUUGUUUUGUAUUGGUUAAGUUUUUUUAGUAAAAUUGACUUAUAAAACACUUGUUUACCUGUUCAUUAAUUUUUUUGUUAUUGUAAAACAAUUUUUUUUUUAAAUAAGUAUGAACUGUAUAGAAUAAAUGUAUUAUAACA